GCAAUCCUGGGAGAAGCCAGUUUAGCGGCUGCCCUUCUCUCUCUUGCCCCCUGCCCUGCAGAGCGGCCGGUCUUAACCAAGCAUUUCCUCACCUUGUGCCUUCCAGAUGCCUUGGACGGUAACUCCCAUGCUGGCUGGGGAUGAUUGGUCUGGUUAUCCAGCUCAGCGCCUCCUCGGUAAAGCUGGCACAGGAGGUCAUUAAGGGUAACCCUUCCACUCUAGGCUCAAGCAAGCUAGGCGGUCCAAGGCUCAGGGAAACACGGCUCGUCUUAACCUGGGUGGCUUCUCCAUGGUUUAGACCAGGGGCCUGUCCAACUUUUAAGGCUUGUGGAACUUUCAACUCCCCCAGAAUCCCCCCCAGCCAGCAAGACCCAAGAGACUUCAUCCCAUGCACCCAAUUUGGAAGUUGUGUGUGUUGUUUCCGGUGGUCUUUCCUCCUCCUGUGGAUUCGGAUCAGUAGAGGAGAAGAGACCCAGCUUUUCAAUUCGCACGCACUUACACAUAUACACCCACACACACACUUCUUUGCAGGGCACUCAAACUGGUGGGGAGCUUCCUCUGUCCAUCAGUAGAUGGAGCUCCUGUUUUGCUCUCCCGGUGGAAACCCGCAGGGCCGCUGAGUAGCCCCCCAAAUCGAAAAUUUGGUAGCAGCUCUUGGGACUCGCAGGUUUUAUUCAAAGGCGUCUGCUUCGUGAGAGAGCUGCAGUCCCUGGAGGGGUGUUAAACUUUUCGCUGUCAUCCACUGGAUCCAAGCUGUCACGGCUACUUUGAGCAUCAUGGGGUCGAGCUCAAUUAUCGGCUACACCGUAUUCCAGAACACAGCCAGAUCCCCCGAGGUGCGCCCCCUGGUCUACCUGAGCCUCUCCGAUCUCUUCCUGGGGUUGUGCUGGCUCACGGGGGCCCUCCUGUACAGCCGAGAAGCUUCCCACCCAACUGGGGAAGGCAACACCUGCUACAACUUGCAAGUCACCGGACAGAUCUUCUACGUCGCCUCUUUUCUGUACACCGUUAAUUAUACCUGGCAGCUCUACACGGAUUUGAGAGGGAAAUUCAACCAGCACUUACAUAGCCAGAUGCCGCAGAUGACGGGCUAUUCAAAUCGCCUUGGCCGAAUAGUGAUUCUCUUCUCUAGCCUCAUCCCCAUCUUCCUGAUGGCUCCUGUUUUGGGGCUGGGCAACCACUUCCAGUGUCCUCAGAACGUCACCACAGAACAUGGAUGCCUCCUGUUGCACACGGGAAACAUGCUCAGCACCGGAUCAUCCCAGCACGUCACCUGUGCCGUUUUGUGUUUGUACAGCACCGGAGUGUUCCUGGUCUCGUUUAUGCUCAGCUUCCUGGCAAUUCUGACCCUGCUCAUCCGAGCCAGGAUGCUGUACAAGCGGUUUGUGAACUCUAUGGGUUACGUCGGCGAUCAACAGUGGGAGAUGUUGAAGGUGGUCGAGCAGGCUGUGGUCCUGUACCCCGUGGUGUUUUUCUGCUGCUGGGGGCCAGCCUUUAUCCUCGGCAUCGUCAAGCUGGCACGUAUGGACAAUGCCAGUGUUUACAUGGCCCUUUAUGUUCUAGAGGCCCUGACCGCGUCUUCCCAGGGGUUCCUGAACUGCGUGGUUUACGGCUGGACCCAGCACAUGUUCCACUGUGUGAAACGCAAGGCUUGCCGUGAUGUCAACACCCAGACGCCUCUCCUGCGUUCCCAGAAGAGGUUCUACGCCAGCACCCUCCCGGCCCGUUCUCAGGCGGUGGCUAAGCCCUCCUCUCCCGCCACAACCACCGUGUUAUGAACGGGAGACACGGAGCGUGUGAAACUCUCUUCUUGCUCACAUUGAGAAGUGCGCCCAUCAAAACAGAUCGAAGGCAGAUGUGUGACAUUAAAGAGCUGCCUUAGAAGGGCUACAAGAGAAUUCAAGUGCCAUUGGACGGGAAGAAACCGAAGGACUCCUUAGAUUUAAAUAGUCACUAUUUAUUUGAGGGAAAUCAAACAUUGGGGAGGGUGGAGAGGACUGCAUUUUUAGACUGCAUCGCAUUCCCCCCCCCCCCAUGAGAGACAGUUUCCCCAGGGAUACAGCAUCACUGAGAACUUGGAAUGUGUGGUGCCACCACCUUGGGAAUUACCCUUUCAUUUCAGUCCUGCUGGUGGAAUAUUUUACAACUUCCUGCCAAACAGUAAAACGUACAAGGGUGUGGAUGGAUUUCUGUUCCUUUUGAUUCCAGGAUGGCCAGAAAGCACACCUUCCUUAUCUUACUACUGUUUUAACACCUCCCAAAAAAAUUCUAAUGGGAUCCCAGCGGAUCCCAAUGUCAUGGCUCCCCCACCCUCCAAAACUCCCGUCAAAACUGAAAAAACAGUUUUAUCUCCCAGGAAUCCUUUUCAAUCCGCCCUAAGAUCCCUUCACCCUCCUUGCAGAGAUGGCUACGCUGAGCGGAUGAUCUUAACCAGCAUUCUUAGACGAGAUCUUAUUUCAGGGAAUCUUGGGGAGUCUCAACAUCUUGCCGGAGGCCGUCUCAUUCCUUUUUCUGUUG
Thamnophis elegans (Western terrestrial garter snake) is the source of this 2517-nucleotide messenger RNA. RefSeq names its product transmembrane protein 116 (gene TMEM116). NCBI's taxonomy places the organism in Eukaryota, Metazoa, Chordata, Lepidosauria, Squamata, Natricidae. Gene Ontology annotation, cellular component: plasma membrane. Gene Ontology annotation, molecular function: G protein-coupled receptor activity. The transcript has 11 exons. Bases 777 to 1778 code for a protein of 333 amino acids. Gene Ontology annotation, biological process: adenylate cyclase-activating G protein-coupled receptor signaling pathway. The record is from RefSeq and is a predicted model, not a curated record.